AUGAACAACAGCGAUGUCAUUGCCCGACUAUGUGCCUGGCCACCUCAUAAAAUACUUGCGGCAGAAACCAUUCGGCGAAGCCCUUUUGCGGUCUCACUGCCUACCAGCCUGCCCAUCGCCUCUCCAUUUGGGCGCAAUAAUCACUUGGUGACGCCCAUCGAUCCUAGCAGCGACAGCACCUCGGAAACGUUGUCGAAUCCUCACAUCCAAAUCUCGUUCGACACGAUUCCCAAGACCUCCCAUGGCAUCGUGUUUGGCUGCGACAGGGACAGCGAUGUGGUCCUGCCCGACGCGGCGGGCGUCAGCGCGCACCACUUCAGCCUCAGCCUCGACGACCGGUACCGGCUCGUGGUCCGGGACCUCAACUCGACGGCCGGCACUUUGGUAUCCUUCACCGGAAGCGGCAGGCCCUUCUCAAAGACGCUGCGGCGAAGAAACUUUCGCUGGCUGGUCGGGGGCUCCAACCGGAUGCCCAGCAGGGACGUCAUGAUCUACGUGGCCCCGGGCCUGAGCUUCCGCCUCGAGCUGGGAGUAGAUCUUGCGCGGAACGAGUACGCGCACAAGGUCGAGAGCUUCCGCCGGGGAUCCGGGGCUUCCCAGGCGCUCUUCCAGGCUGUCAACAGGCGCCUCCGCCGACGCUUCACCAACAACGGGGCGGCGUCGCUCAGUCGAGACCCCAUCUACAGGGAAGCGCUCUUGGCGGUGGGCGGCUGCGGAACGGCUACGUACGUGUGGGAUGUCAGCACGGGGCAGGAGAUGGUCGUCAAAGAGCCCACCAAUGCUUACGUCCCCGGGAACGACGAGCACCGGUGGAAGGCGGAAGCGGAGAGCAUGCAAAGGCUCUGCCAUCAAAACAUAUUGAAGCUUCUGCGUGCAGAGUUCAGCCCUCGACCGCGGUUGUAUCUGGAAUACUGCUCCGGCGGGUCGCUCACGGACGUUGCGGACGAGCUGGAGGCGGCCGACAUCCUCCAAGUCCUGCAGCAGUCCCUCGCCGGCCUCCAAUUCGCCCACGCGGCCGGCAUCGUGCACCGCGACCUGAAGCUGGACAACAUCCUGGUGGCGUCGCGGCGGCCCCUGCAGGUCAAGAUUGCCGACUUUGGGUUCGCCAAGGAGGACGGCCCGCUGCAGUCCGUGUGCGGCACCAAGGCCUUCAUGGCGCCCGAGAUCUGGGAGGUGCACCGCCUGCGCCCGUACGCGACCGCGUACUACACCAAGGCCGUCGACGUGUGGGCGCUCGGCCUGGUCGUCUACGAACUCCUCUUCGGGCUGCCGCACGGGCACGGGCCGGACGUCUGCGACCGGAUCGUCCGCCACCUGCAGGCGCACGCGGCGGUCCAUCGCGGGACGAUGGCUCAGUUCUUGGCCCGGCACAUGCUGCGGCCGCGCGGCGAGGACCGCUCGUCCGCCGCGGCGUGCUAUCGGGCGGCGAUGGCGCUCCCCGCGAAUCCGAGCGACCGCGUCGAGGGGGUUCGGGGAGGGGCGUGCCAUCGCAUCCACGGCCUAAUCGUCGGCGGUUACGCGGCGGCGGGGGAGGCGUCGGGGCUGUCGGUGCUCGGCUCGCUGACCCCGGCGUUGGGAAGCUCCACCGUGUUGGGGCCCGGGCAGUGGGCGGCUGGCGGGGCCGGAAAGCGGACGGCCGGGGACACGGAGAGCCCCGAGCUUGAUUCUAAAUCGCGCAAACGCCGGGUGGCUGGAGUGCAGCGCCGGAAAAAUGUGCCCAAGGGAGAUGGCGCGGAGACGCCGACUAUUCGGCCAUUUGGUUGCGGUGAUCCGGUGGCUGCGCUUUGGUCAACAUCGAUCGAGUCAAGGCUCACAACCACGAAGCAGGCGGAGGACCAAGCCGCCACUCAAAGAAAGUAA
This is a messenger RNA of Cordyceps fumosorosea ARSEF 2679, 1860 nucleotides long. RefSeq names its product protein kinase. Bases 1 to 1860 code for a protein of 619 amino acids. Gene Ontology annotation, molecular function: protein serine/threonine kinase activity; ATP binding; protein binding. Gene Ontology annotation, cellular component: autophagosome; cytoplasm. The record is from RefSeq and is a predicted model, not a curated record. The transcript is spliced from 2 exons. Gene Ontology annotation, biological process: autophagy; protein autophosphorylation; autophagosome organization. Lineage: Eukaryota; Fungi; Ascomycota; Sordariomycetes; Hypocreales; Cordycipitaceae.